Molecule: messenger RNA, 531 nt
Organism: Chiloscyllium plagiosum (whitespotted bambooshark)
Lineage: Eukaryota; Metazoa; Chordata; Chondrichthyes; Orectolobiformes; Hemiscylliidae
Source: RefSeq, a predicted model, not a curated record
AUGAGUGUGGUUGACAGGUGUGCGGAGCUGUUGCUGAGGUUUGGGUGUAACGUGAACAGUCGCACAGAGGACAAGGGCGAUACAGCCCUGCACAUUGCAGCCAGGUUCGCUUUGGAGGGUCAUGUCCAGUUGUACCUUCAUCACGGAGCAUCUGUGAACAGGCUGAAUGAGAGUGAGCAGAGCCCACUGCACUGUGUAUGUGCCCAGUCCCACAGCAGCGAGGAUGCUGACAGGUAUUUCCGAGUCUGUCACUAUCUGGUUGAGCAUGGGGCCAGUGUGGAGGCACUGGAUGAAGAGAAGCAAUCAGCACUGCACUUGGCCUGUCGCACAGUCAACCACAGGAUGGUGGAUCUGCUCCUGAGCAAAGGAAUCGAUGUUAACCGCAUGGAUUACGGGGGAAAUGCCCCAAUGCACAAAGCCCUGCAGGCUGUCGCUUACAAGUUAGAACAUGAACCCGAACGCACCGUCCGAUCCCUCUUAAACUAUGGAUCCAUCCGGAUUUGGCCAGGUGCUAUUCCAAAGGUGAGUUAA